Anopheles merus is the source of this 4332-nucleotide messenger RNA. It is a transcript of the gene NTPase, whose product is annotated as ectonucleoside triphosphate diphosphohydrolase 5. Gene Ontology annotation, molecular function: UDP phosphatase activity; GDP phosphatase activity. The record is from RefSeq and is a predicted model, not a curated record. The coding region runs from base 519 to 1919 and encodes 466 amino acids. NCBI's taxonomy places the organism in Eukaryota, Metazoa, Arthropoda, Insecta, Diptera, Culicidae. Gene Ontology annotation, cellular component: membrane. The transcript is spliced from 4 exons. Gene Ontology annotation, biological process: nucleoside diphosphate catabolic process.
AAAAUGUAAGCAAAAGGCUGUGUGGCUGUGUACACGCGUGUAUUGUAGUGCGUGGAAGUAGCUAGAAAGCGUGCAAGUGUUUCCUCCUUUUUGUUGUUCGUUCGGGGCGGGAAAGUUUGUCCCCCCGCACACACACACAUCGUUCGGUCAUAAAGAAAAGUUUCCGUUUCGUGUGCUCCGAAGUGUGCCAUUUUCCCUCCGGUCAGUGCUGUGGGUCGACUGUUGCAACAUACCCACCACCCACCAGUUGGAUGCACAGCCUUGAAUGUUCUGUGUCGGAUGCUGCAACAGGCUGAACGAAAAAUAUCUCCUCGUAGGCAGUGGAUUUGCAUCAUCGAACUCCUCUGAAUGCCAACACUACUCCGGUCCACCGAACCAACGAACCGAAGGGGAGGGGGAACUGCAAACGAUGCACCCGCGGGGGUGCGGUGAAGGGUUAUGGUUUUUUGUUGAAUUUUAGAUAAGAUAGCCCAGCAAGUAGUCUUCUAUCGCCAGCAGCACCCUCCACCUCAGCCAAGAUGGGAUUCGAGUACGAACUGCUGCAGCAGCAAGACUCGUCCGAACGCACACAGCCACCGGCCGGCUCGAGGCGCAAGGGCGGCUCCAAGGGCGGCGGUGGACCGGGCGGCAGCAAUCUGCGCUUUUCCUUCAUCUGUCUCGUGGUCAGCGCGUCGCUGCUCAUCUUCCUGCUCGGCGCGUACACCGACUCGUUCCAUCCGAUCAUCGACGGCAUUGCGGGCCGGCUCGGGUACCAUGAGAAAAUCUACGCCGUCGUGAUCGAUGCCGGCUCGACCGGGAGCCGCGUGCUGGCGUUCGAGUUUCACCACGGCACCCUGGAUGGGCGGCUCGUGCUAGACUACGAGCUGUUCGAGCAGUCAAAACCGGGCCUGUCGGCGUUUGCCGGUCGGCCCGAGGAAGGGGCGGCCAGCAUCGGCAAACUACUCGACCUUGCCAAGCGCGUGGUGCCGGAGGCGAAGCUGUCCCAGACACCGCUGGUGUUGAAAGCGACGGCCGGGCUGCGAUUGCUCCCGCCUGCGCAAGCGGAAGCACUGCUCGCUGCCUGCCGCGAGCUGUUCAAAUCGUCCGGCUUUCUGGUGAACGCGCAGGCGGUGGAGAUCAUGGACGGUACGGACGAGGGCAUCUUUUCCUGGUUCACGGUCAACUUCCUGCUCGGCAAGCUGACCGGGCGCAACACGGUGGCGGCGCUGGAUCUCGGCGGUGGCAGCACGCAGGUUACGUUUGCGCCGCGCGACGUCUCGCAGACGCCCCUGUACAAGGACUACAUGCACCGGGUGCCCACGUUCAGCUCGUACGUGGAGGUGUUCACGAACAGCUAUCUCGGGGCGGGGCUGCACGCGAUACGGCACGCGGUGUUUACGCACCGGGCGGGCGAAAACCAGACCAAGCUGUCGAGCGAGUGCGUCAAUCCGAUCAUCCACGAGAAGCUGUUCCGGUACGGGACGGGCCAGUACUACAUUAGCGGGAAGGACAAUCCGAAGGCGACGGCGGAGAACCCCGUGGUCGACUACGAGCUGUGUGCGUCGAUCGUAAAGCAGAAGCUGCUGCCGACGCUCAAGCCGAAGCCGGUCACGCUGAAGCAGCACGAAAUAUCGGCCUUUAGCUACUUCUUUGAUCGUGCGAUCGAGACGGGGCUUGUUGACCCCAUGCAGGGUGGCGAGACGACGGUGGGCGAGUUUGUGAGCAAAUCGCGCGAGGUUUGCGCGGAAGCGAACGCAGACCAACCGUUCAUGUGUGUGGAUUUGGUCUUCAUCUCGACGCUGCUUGAAGAGGGUUACGGACUGAAGGCAAAAACGCCCCUGAAGCUGUAUAAAAAGAUUGACGGACACGAAAUAUCGUGGGCAUUGGGCUGUGCGUACAACAUUUUGACGAGUCGCGAAAAUGCGAUGAAACAUAAGUAGGGUUAUAAGGCGACGAUGGGUAUGGUAGGAAAGCGAGGGUUCCAAAACUAGCAUUGGAAUCAACUGACGACGCUGAUGCAGUCCAACAUCAGUGGAGAAGAUGCAAUCAGGUGGUAACGCCACAACCGUUACCAACCCCUCUUCGAAUCCAAAAGAGAGCGUUUAGGGGGAAACGCAGAACGCCAACGAAGCAAUCGGGUGCGGUUUAUUAACCGUUCUUCGAAUCACUCUAAGAGAAAAGGAGGUCAGAAUGGCAGACAGAGAGAGAGAGAGAGAGAGAGAGAGAGAGAGAGAGAGAGGAAUUUAGAGCAAAAAUGGGAUAUUACUGUAACUAUAUUUUAUUGCUACCCCUAUACAGGUCGUUAUUAUUGAACAUUUUCCACCGAGUUCGCUACGCGAGAUAGAUUGAGAGAGAUAAAGGUAGCAGGAGAAAAAAGGUACAGGGUGACAAAGGAAAAGGGAUGUUUUGAAAAAGGCAUUUGGACGAAACGAAAGGCAACGAUCGGUUCCACAUCCCUACCGAGUUUUACUUUUCCAGCAGAAACACCCGUUUUUCACUCCCUUUACUCUCAAUGACAAGUUUUACAACAAAAAAAAAAAACACCUCCGAAUCACGUUUUCUACACAACGCAAGCAACAGUAAACGAAAAAAAAACAACCGAUCCCGCCACAUUGUAAACAUAGUGAAUUUUCAAAAGACAGAACUAUAUUCUAAUAUGUUAGUAAAAACUGGAGGAAUUAAAUAGAAGAAAAAAAGCACAAUCCAUUUGCCAAAAACAUGGGAUGAUGGUGGUCGGAAGAAUGGUACAGUUUUUGGUGUCUCUUUACAAGGAAUCGAAAGGAAACGAAAGGAAAGAGAGAAAGGAACCGCGAAGAGUGUGGUUUUUAAAAUCGAAAAGAAAACAGCAAACAGACGCUUUUUACAACAAAACUAAACAAAAAAGAACCGUAACUAUAUCCAAGAUGUGCCUUUUUUCUAGUAAAAUUGUUCGUAUAAGUGAGUGCGUGCGUGAAGUGAAAAGCACGCUAGAGAAAGGAAAAAGAUUAAGUAAGUGUUAGAGGAAAGCAUUCCUAAUGCAAGCACAGAUAUCAUUAUACAGGGUUUUCGAGGAGUUCUCAUAGCUGUGAGACACGGAAUGGACUCUUUCUUUCGUGAAAUGAACUUAAUAUAAUGGGAAUUGGACUCUAUAGCAACCUUGGUGGACAAAUCCAAUAGGAAUAUGAUGUUCACUUCCCCAUUAGAAAGAAUCAAGAGAAGUGUCGCACAACUAUGAGAAACCCUCUGGAAAACCCAGUAAAUCACAAGCAUCAGUGACAAGUUUAGUAUAGGAGUUCACCAAAUCACCAACGAUCGUAAUUCCGUAGCCAUCGACACAUAAAAAGAGAGACAAGAAACACACUAAAUAGACAUACAACCAUUAAACAGCAACAUGAAACAGACCUGUACAGUGUGUGAGUAGCGUACAGUAAGAGAUAGAAAAAGUGGGAAAAACAGAUAGUAGAAUCAUAGCAAAAGCAAUGCACGCGCCUAGCCGUGCUUAGAACAAAAAACGUGUUUAGUCUGCACCAACAACCUUUACCGUUUUGCACCUCCCCCCCCCUCCCUUUUGCACCCCGAACUCUCCCCCACAUGCCACACGGCACACGAUUUUUUUUUGUGGCAAACUUGUGAAUCAGCCCGGUGUGUGUGUGUGUGUAUUUUAGCUUCCCUUCCCUUUUGAGAUUGUGCGUUUUUACCUUUAAUAUCCGUGAUUAGUUGUUGAUGUUGUUGUUUGCUGUUGAUGUUUGAGGCAAGGAGAAAAGGAAUAGAAAGAGCCCCCUCCCUGUUUGUAGUUUGCUAAUAGUGUAGAGUGAUCGUAUAAGCACAAUGUACUGUGAGCAGCACAUCCGCAUAUAUGUGUGUGUGUGUGUAGAGUGUGUCGUAGCCAUCCCUUGACUCCCAUUUACAUUCCCAUCGGUUCAUCUCAUUCCCUUUCGUCAAAGCUCACGUCUCUGUCCCUGUCCUUAUGAGUUUAAACGCACAUUACGCUAACGGCACUGUCGUAGAUCAUUCAUGGCAACAAAGGCACCGACACUUAUGUGGUUUAAAAAAAAAAAAUCAUUAACACAAAUUAAGAAAGAAGGAGGAAAUGCUUUCUGUAUUGCAAUAACGGACGAUCACUACAAGUGAGACAAACGGUGUAUAAGGAUCAUAUCGAGAGAGGAAUUUAUCUGAUGUGGCAAAGGAAAACAAAAGAGGAAAAAAAACAAUCAAUUUGCACCAAUAGAGAAGCUUUCUAUUUACAGAGUUUUGUUUGUUUUGUUUUUUAUUCACCUUCUUUAUGAUUUUCUUCCAUCCGAGGACACUCCGAUGCAUCUAUCCGCUACUACUAAUAGAAAAAAUAAAACCUCAGGACGGUGUGAUACCAAUGAA